Messenger RNA from Scutellospora calospora, 975 nucleotides. Lineage: Eukaryota; Fungi; Glomeromycota; Glomeromycetes; Diversisporales; Gigasporaceae. The record is from the annotation of a GenBank genome assembly.
AUGAGUCUUUGGAUAGAUAAGUAUCGUCCUACAACGCUCGAAAACCUGACAUACAAUCCAGGAUUGUCGCGAAAGAUUAAAAACUUGGUGGACUCGGACUUUCCUCAUUUACUUAUAUACGGUCCUUCGGGUGCGGGCAAAAAAACGCGUAUCUUGUGUAUUUUGAAGGAAUUAUUUGGAGACGGCGCUGAAAAGAUCAAAAUUGAUCAACGAUCUUUUGAAAAUCAAAAGAAAAAAUUGGAAAUAAAUAUCAUAUCGAGCAAAUAUCAUAUUGAAUUAACUCCCAGCGACGUCGGUACUUCUGAUAAAAUAGUUUUUCAGGAAUUAUUAACGGAAAUUGCACAAACUCAACAAAUAGAUGCGGAUGCUAAACAAAGAUUCAAAGUUGUUGUAAUAAAUGAAGCUGAUGAAAUCACGCGUGAUGCUCAAGCUGCACUUCGACGCACAAUGGAGAAAUAUAUGUCAAAUUUAAGAAUUAUUCUUUGUUGUAAUUCUACAAGCAGGAUUAUUGAACCGAUUCGCAGUAGAUGCAUGCUUAUAAGAGUACCAUUGCCUUCAAGUGAUGAGAUUUCUACAUCCCUUCAACAUAUUGCAUCUAAUGAGGGUAUACAUUUAAGUAAGACUUUGGCCGAUAAUAUCAUUAGACAAUCCCAAAGGAAUCCAAGAAAGGCUAUUUUGACUUUCGAGGUUAUGGCAACUCAAAACAAAAAUUUGAAUAAUAAUACUGAAAUUCCCAAAAUUGAUUGGGAACAAGUAAUCGACGAAAUAGUUAAUAAAAUUGUGAAGUCGCAGGCAGUCGAAACCUUAAAUACAAUUAGACAGAAGAUCUAUGAACUUCAGAGUCAUUGUGUUCCACCAUCGCUCGUUUUAAAGAAAAUAGCUCUGAAUCUUUUUACGGAUAAACGUGUUUCUUCUAAUGCCAAACUAACCAUAAUUAAUAGCGCAACAUACUUCCCUUUGUGUCCUCCGCAAUGA